Prosopis cineraria is the source of this 2328-nucleotide messenger RNA. RefSeq names its product zinc finger protein CONSTANS-LIKE 9-like. The transcript is spliced from 6 exons. Gene Ontology annotation, molecular function: zinc ion binding; protein binding. The record is from RefSeq and is a predicted model, not a curated record. NCBI's taxonomy places the organism in Eukaryota, Viridiplantae, Streptophyta, Magnoliopsida, Fabales, Fabaceae. Bases 475 to 1686 code for a protein of 403 amino acids.
AUUAUUCUCACAUCUCACACACCGGCACACCCACUUGCCACUUCCCCAUAAUCUAAUCUACACAUCCUCCUCCAAUUAAUUCAUAUCUAUCUGAACAGAGCAGAGAGGGGGGAGAGAGAGAGAGAGAAUCAGCGGUGUGUUUUGUCCAAAAAGUCCUGCUUCUACUUCUAGGGUUCCUGUUUCUUUGCCUUUUUACUUCUGCCAGUAUUUUAUAUAUUAUAUUUCUGAAAAAGAAGUAUCCUUUACCGAUCUUGUCUUCUCUCAGCCUUUCUUGCCGGGAGCGGUAGAAUUUGGAGCAUCAAAUUUUUGGCAUAUUGUCUGACUGCUUUUGAGUUGUAAGGGACAAUACAAUUCUGCUUCAUCAACUUAGAAAACAUAGGCAAUUCUGUUUGGUCAGCAGAUAUUGCUGUUGGAUAGAGGUUUACUAACGGAAGAAUUCUUUCUUUAGAUAGCAACCAAAGAGUCAGCUUAAAGAUGGGUUAUAUAUGUGACUUUUGCGGAGAUCAGAGGUCCAUGGUGUACUGCCGUUCUGAUGCUGCAUGUUUAUGUUUGUCAUGUGAUCGGAAUGUUCAUUCUGCUAAUGCUCUUUCAAAGCGUCAUUCAAGAAACCUUUUAUGUGAGAGAUGUAAUUCACAACCUGCUCUUGUAAGGUGUUCUGAAGAGAGGAUCACACUAUGUCAGAACUGUGAUUGGUUAGGUCAUGGUCCCACUACAUCUUCUUCAACACAUAAAAGGCAAACAGUCAAUUGCUACUCUGGCUGUCCUUCAGCAGAAGAAUUUUCUUCAAUAUGGUCAUUUGUCUUGGAUAUCCCGUCUAUGCGUGAAACUACCUGCGAGCAGGAACUAGGUUUGAUGACCAUUAAUGAGAACAGCAACAAAAGUGCUCGCGUUCCUCCAGAAAGCCAGAAUGCAUCUGGUUCAGCUCAAGCAACUGAUUUGCACACCUUUGAUAAGUCUUGGGUUGGGGCCUCUGCAAUGCCUGAGUCAAGCUCAGAACCUCAUAUUCUUGAUCCAUCAAAUGGACCUACCAAUGAAUGUUUGCCCAAGUUAAGCUGUCCAAGUACGAAAGGUCCUGUGCCAUAUGAAAAUGAAGAUGAUGACCUGUAUGGUGAUUUUGACAUGGAUGAAGUGGAUCUGGAUCUUGAAAACUAUGAGGAACUUUUUGGUGUGACACUCACUCAUUCUGAAGAACUCUUUGAAAAUGGUGGAAUUGAUAGCUUGUUUGGGACAAAGGGUGUGUCUGCUGCUGAGGGUUCAUUGGUUGGACCGGUCAAUGCUGUGCAACCAGCAUACAGCAAUGCAGCAUCUGCAGAUUCUAUUGUGAGCACUAAAACCGAGCCGAUUAUUUGUUUUGCGGGGAGGCAAGCACAAUCAAAUCUUUCUUUUUCUGGGGUCACGGGAGAGAGCAGUGCCGGAGAUUAUCAAGACUGUGAUGCUUCUUCAAUGCUUCUCAUGGGAGAGCCUCCCUGGUGUCCUCCUUGUCCUGAGAAUUCAAUACAAUCUGCCAACCGUAGCAAUGCUGUCAUGCGUUAUAAGGAAAAGAAGAAGACACGCAAGUUUGACAAAAAAGUGAGGUACGCCUCUCGCAAGGCAAGAGCCGAUGUCCGAAGGCGCGUGAAGGGCCGGUUUGUCAAAGCUGGGGAAGCUUAUGAUUAUGACCCUUUGAGCCCAACCAGAAGCUACUGAGUGACCUAGAUUUCUCUUCGAGGGGGGAAAAAGGGCAUGAACGAGGCGGUCCGACGCUUCCAACCUGUGUAAGCGCAGGAACAGAUUUGGUGUCCUUUGCUGUGAAGGGUAUGCAUUAUGCAAAGAUGUAAUGUGAAAUGACAAUACCACAUACACUGCACAACUUACAGGCAAUAGGUUUUUAUUGCCUCUCUGUUUAACUCAGACAAAUCACACCGCUUAAUUCGCCUCUAGAACCAGAAAAAUUCAAAAGAAUCCGUUUUGUUAGGCCUUAAUUAUCCUCCGGGUCUAUUCCCUGCCUGUGGCAUUAUAAGUAGCUCUACUUCAUAGUUGUAGACAAGCCACAAGGUUGUAACUUGUAAUGUUAUUUCUGGUCCCUUUUUUGCUUUGAUCUGUACAGCAGAAUAUGCAGUUGAGGUUUAAUUGCAGAAAAGGUUUGCUGGUACGAGAUCGGAGAAUCUGUAAAUUCAACGGGCAUGUAUAGAAUAGAAUGAUAAUACUUAAUAUGCUUAUAACAUGGAACAGUCUACAGAACACUUGUAUUGAAUAACUACUGUGGGUUUCUGUAUUGCACAGAAGUCUAAAAAUAAGCAGUAUUGUUCAUGACUUUUAAAUAAUGCAGCUUCUUAACAUUUUUAUUAU